GUGAGCAGCAACUCUUGCUGAGCAACCUGAGCAGGAAAACACACAGUGGGAGGACGAGCCCAGCGCUGGCAGCUUACAUCUUGGCACAGCUGGUCCCUCUUGGCACUGGGUGGGAUUCUCCACAGCGCCCCCUGGAGUUUAACCAGCUGAGUGGAAGACUCUUCUCCCCCCUUCCUUCUCCUCUUCGCUGAUCCCUUGUCACUCACACCGGAGACCAGCAGCAUGGAGGGGGUGGUGGAGGGCAACCUCAUCGACUUUGACCUCCCCUCCAGUGCCCAGAGCCCCGCGCCCCUCUCCUCCUUCGCCGCCAGCGGUGGCACCACUCUCCUCCUCCAGCCGGACGUGUUCGCCACGCAGAGCCUCCUGCCCUCCCCCAUCCUGCCCUCUCCGCUCGCACCCUCUGUGGCCCUUGCCGGCGACCUCACCGGCGAGGGCGGCGACGCCGACAGCGAUGCCACCGAGUCUGCCGACAGCGAGAACGACGCCACCGAGUCGCCCUCACGCCUGUCGCAGGCGUCGCGCCGCUCCUCGUGCUCGUCCACCCACAGCGGGGAGGACGAGGAGCACACAGAGAAGAGGCAGUUCGUCAAGGCCUACGUGGAGAAGGUGUUCAACGGCAGGGAGGACUUUGACCAUGAGGAGAAGGCUCGCUUUGGGGAGCUAUGCAGUGGAGAGACUGGCAACAAAGGCAGGGAGUGGUUUGCCCGAUAUGUCAGUGCACAGCGGUGCAACUCCAAGUGUGUGAGCGAGCAGACCUUCUACAGACUGGUGCAAUCCUUUGCUGUGGUGCUGUAUGAGUGCCACCAGAUGGAUGAUUACGGUCCUGCGAAGAACCUGAUGACCAUGUGCUUCACAUACUACCACAUGGGUAAGUCGCAGCUGUCGCCCACAGAGCUUCUGGAACGUCCAAGCGCGGGGAUUGACUCGUACCUGCGGAGUGCCAACACCUGGCUCUCAGGCAAGAAGGACAUGGCCGAGAAACUGCUGAAGACCACCUCAGCCAGGCCUGACGUCAAGGGCUUCUUCGGAGGCCUGGAGAGCAAGCUGAGAGGACCAUCUGCCCGCAAGAAUGAAGAACCUGUGAGCUCAGAAGAGGGGAAGCCCAAAACUCCAGAGCCACCUGAGGAGAAGAAGGCAGAGAAAGUGUACCUGUACACCCACCUCAAACAGCAGCCCAUCUGGCAUACGCUGCGGUUCUGGAAUGCAGCAUUCUUUGACGCGGUCCAUUGCGAGAGGAGGAAGAUGUCCCCCACCACCAGAAUCACAGCUGAGGAGGAGAAAGAUGAGAGGGAGAAAUGGUGUCACAUGACCCAGGAGGAGAGAGACGACACAUCAAGGUUCAAUGAGAAUAUCACCUUUGGACAACUAGGAACCUUUAGCCACAACAUGUUGGCCUUUGGCUUGAGCAAGAAGCUCUGCAAUGACUUCCUGAAGAAGCAGGCCGUCAUAGGCAACCUGAAUGAAGAGCAAUACAAGCUACUGAGCGACCACAUAGAGCAGAUGGCUCAGGAGUGAGACAGAGAGGACGGCCGAGAGAGAGAGAGAUCAGCGCUCUUCAACGAAGGCUUGGACGCCAACACAAAUGCAUACACCCAAUUCAUGUAUAUCAACAGACACACACACACACACACACACAUGCGUAUAAAUUCACACAGAUAUACACACACAUACAUCAGUAUGCAC
Molecule: messenger RNA, 1683 nt
Organism: Alosa alosa (allis shad)
Lineage: Eukaryota; Metazoa; Chordata; Actinopteri; Clupeiformes; Clupeidae
Product: KIAA0513 ortholog
Exons: 13
Coding region: 223-1515 (430 amino acids)
Source: RefSeq, a predicted model, not a curated record